Messenger RNA from Serpula lacrymans var. lacrymans S7.9, 396 nucleotides. RefSeq lists its product as uncharacterized. The transcript has a single exon. The coding region runs from base 1 to 396 and encodes 131 amino acids. NCBI's taxonomy places the organism in Eukaryota, Fungi, Basidiomycota, Agaricomycetes, Boletales, Serpulaceae. The record is from RefSeq and is a predicted model, not a curated record.
AUGUGUAGUUGUGACUGUGGAUUUGCCCUGGACCCAUCUGACAAUAUAGCUGCUUUGAGCGCUGAUUCAGUGGGUCAGGAUGAUGAAGGAGUUAAUACUAGAAAUACUUACAAAACCACCGCUGUACCAGCGUCUCCCUUGGAGCGUGGCCCCGGCAAGACAAACAAUAGGGUGCUUGAUUCUGGUAAAAAUAAAGUAGAAAAAUAUGUUGCUUCUUCUUCUUCUUUGGAGCCACCCUUUCCCGAAAUCCCAAGGUGUGUGUUGAUGCGCACAUAUUUAUUCCAAAAAGAGAUCUGUUCAGAUGUUGGUGUGGAAAACCUUGCCCGGGGCAUAGUACACCCAACCAGCGCACUGCUUGAUUCAGGUGCUAACAGAAUCUUCAUAGCUCUUGGGUGA